Gavia stellata (red-throated loon) is the source of this 1306-nucleotide messenger RNA. Its product is annotated as interferon regulatory factor 4-like. Gene Ontology annotation, molecular function: protein binding; DNA-binding transcription factor activity, RNA polymerase II-specific; RNA polymerase II cis-regulatory region sequence-specific DNA binding. The transcript is spliced from 8 exons. NCBI's taxonomy places the organism in Eukaryota, Metazoa, Chordata, Aves, Gaviiformes, Gaviidae. The coding region runs from base 1 to 1269 and encodes 422 amino acids. The record is from RefSeq and is a predicted model, not a curated record. Gene Ontology annotation, cellular component: nucleus. Gene Ontology annotation, biological process: immune system process; regulation of transcription by RNA polymerase II.
AUGGCGGAGCCGGGGGCGCCCAUGCGGCUGAAGGAGUGGCUGAUCGCGCAGAUCGACAGCGGCCGGUACCCGGGGCUGCGUUGGGAGAACCGGCACCGGACGCUCUUCCGCAUCCCCUGGAAGCACGCGGCCAAGCAGGACUACCGGCAGCAGCAGGACGCCGCGCUCUUCAAGGCUUGGGCCAUCUACAAGGGGAAGUACCACGAGGGGACAGACAAGGCCGACCCCUCCACCUGGAAGACGCGCCUCCGCUGCGCCCUCAACAAGAGCACCGACUUCCAGGAGGUGCCCGAGCGGAGCCAGCUGGACAUCUCCGAGCCCUACAAGGUCUACCAGAUCGUGUCUGAUGGCGCCCGGGACUCAGAGAAGGACGGUGACACGCGGUCCCCAGCCGGUGAGGAUCAGCAGGGCAGCACCGUGGGGAAUCUGGAGGAGGAAAGCCAGAAGGGCACGAUGGAGACAUGCCACGUGUCUCCACUGCCCCUGCUCUCUGCCCACCCGGCCGAGCGAGGGUACCACGUGAGGGGAGUCUUCUAUGGCUGGAACCCAACCCACGGCCACCUCCUCCCCGGACCCCCGUCCUACCUCCCCGUGGAGGACGUCAACCACUCAGACUGCUGGCUGCAUGUCCGCCUCUACUACUGCGAUGUGCUGGUGAAGGAAGUCACCACCCGCACGGCCGAGGGCUGCCGCAUCACCUCCCACGCUGUGCCGGCCGACAGCGAGCGCCUCUACGGCCCCUUCUGCAUGGAGCAGAUCGAGUUCCCCCCGCCGCGGGUGCUCGGCGGCAGCGGCCGGGUGGCUGGCAUGACCGACGUGCUGGAGCGGCUCCUGCCCCACCUGGAGCGCGGCGUGCUGCUGUGGGUAGCGCCCGAGGGGGUCUUCAUGAAGCGCCAGUGCCAGGGCAGGGUGUACUGGAACGGGCCACUGGCCCCGCACAGGGACUGGCCCAACAAGCUGGAGAGAGAGAAGACCUACAAGCUGCUCGACACGCAGCAGUUCCUGCAGCAGCUGCAGGGGUACCUGAGCCACGGGCAGCCCACGCCGCAGUACCAGAUCCACCUGUGCUUUGGGGAGGAGUACCCCACCAGCGCCGGGCACCACUUCCAGAAGCUUAUCAUGGCCCACGUGGAGCCAGUGUUCGCACGGGAGCUCUUCCAUCACGCCCAGCGCAUGGGGCCGACGCUGCUCCGCAAUGCCCCCCAGCCCUGCGCCCCCGGCGCCUCCAGCCACAUUAUCCGCGUCCUCAAACAGCUCUGCCAGCCCUGAGCCCGGGCAGGCAGGAGGAGAGCCCGGUCACGACAAA